Penicillium waksmanii is the source of this 483-nucleotide messenger RNA. Its product is annotated as ankyrin repeat domain-containing protein. Gene Ontology annotation, molecular function: protein binding. The coding region runs from base 1 to 483 and encodes 160 amino acids. The transcript has a single exon. NCBI's taxonomy places the organism in Eukaryota, Fungi, Ascomycota, Eurotiomycetes, Eurotiales, Aspergillaceae. The record is from RefSeq and is a predicted model, not a curated record. Gene Ontology annotation, cellular component: cytoplasm.
AUGAGCAUCAUUGAUAAGGAGUUUGAGCGCCUGAAGAAUAUGCGGGAGAACCGUUUGAACAAAGACAUCAUGAAUUACCUCGAUCAAACACACAAAGAGAUCCAACUCAGGGGCAUAUGUAACCCCAGAGGCCCGCAUAAGAAGUCUCUCGUUCAUUUCGCCGCGAUGGGAGAUUGUACCUCUCUACUUCAAAGUCUGCUGGACGCCGGUGCUCCCGUUGACGAUCGUGAUCAGAAUAAAAGAACAUCCCUCUCUUGGGCCGCAGAGUAUGGUUCUCUCGGCGCGGCCAAAAUUCUGCUGAAGAACGGUGCAAAGGUUAAUUCUCUGGAUGAUAUGUACAGCUCGCCGCUUUCAUGGUUGAUCCAUGCUGGUAGUCCUCAAUACAAGGGUCUCGAAGCUACCAGAUCAUACCUCAAAGAGAACGGGGCCACUACGAAGGGUGCAAAGCGCGCAUGGAUACUUAAUAAAUUGCGACUCCUCUGA